CGCCUUUGUGUUGCCAUGGCGACCGCGGCCCCUCCCUUCUUCCUGCUGUGUUGGCUGCUCCAAGCGGUCAGCUCGGCGUUCCCAGAGGAACCGGGGCCUCUCAACUACAUCCCCACCGAAGUCGUGAGAAGACAUGCAGUGUUUCUGGGCCGACCCCACCGGACAUGGCUCAGACAAGAGCCUCUUCACAUCCAGAGGAUCCUGCAGGUCAAUCGGACGCUCUACAUUGGAGCCAGGGAUGACCUUUUCCGUGUGGAGUUGGACAUCGUUGCAGGAGACGAGAUGUUCUACAGCAAGAAAAGGACGUGGGAGUCGAACAAGAAUGACAUCAGGAUCUGCAGGAUGAAGGGCAAGCAUGAGGAUGAAUGCCGUAACUUCAUGAAGGUGCUGCUCCGCAGACCGGGGGGACUGUUUGUGUGCGGGACCAACGCCUUCAACCCCCUCUGUGCCAACUACACUGUGUCAGAGGGAAAUCUGUUUACAGCCACAGUGACAGACUUCCUAGCCAUCGAUGCGGUGAUCUACCGGAGCCUUGGGGACAGUCUCGCGCUGCGCACCGUCAAGCAUGACUCCAAGUGGUUCAGAGAGCCGUAUUUUGUGAGUGCCGUGGAGUGGGGACCUCACAUCUACUUCUUCUUCAGAGAGAUAGCCAUGGAGUUCAACUACCUGGAGAAGGUGAUGGUGUCGCGCGUGGCGCGGGUGUGCAAGCGUGAUCUGGGAGGGUCUCAGCGCGUCCUGGAGAAGCAGUGGACGUCGUUCCUGAAGGCCCGUCUGAACUGCUCCGUCCCCGGGGAUUCCCACUUCUACUUCAACCUGCUCCACUCCACCAGCCCCAUCAUCAGGAUGCACGGCAGAGACAUCAUCCUGGGGGUGUUCUCCACACCGUCAAACAGUAUCCCAGGUUCGGCGGUGUGUGCCUUUGACAUGGAGCAGCUGGCUUCGGUGUUUGAAGGGAGAUUCAAGGAGCAGAAAUCAUCUGAGUCCAUUUGGACACCUGUUCCAGAUGACUUCAUCCCCAAGCCAAGACCCGGUGGCUGUGCUGUUCAAGGAUCCAAGUUUAACUCCUCCAACGCCUUCCCUGAUGAGAUGCUCAACUUCGUCAAGACCCAUCCUCUGAUGGAUGAAGCCGUCCCCUCUCUAGGACAGAGACCCUGGAUUGUACGAACCAUGGUCAGGUACCAGCUGAAUAAGAUCGUGGUGGAUACAGAAGCCGGGCCUCACCGGAACCGGACCGUCCUCUUCCUCGGGUCGAGCAGAGGGAACAUCCUCAAGUUCCUCAUCAUGCCCAACCAGGACAACAGCGUCACCAACAGCAACAUCUUCCUGGAGGAGCUGGAGGGAUACAACCCUGAUAAGUGUGCUGAGGACUCUGUGCAGAACAGGCAGCUUCUCUCUCUCACUCUGGACCGGCCGAGCCACACUCUGCUGCUCGCCUUCCCCUCCUGUUUGGUCAGAGUGCCGCUGGCUCGAUGCCAGCUCUACUCCCGAUGCAUGAAGAACAGUAUCGUUCUUCAGUGCCCUACGUUGUGCAUAUCUGGCAUGAAUCGCUGA
Notothenia coriiceps (black rockcod) is the source of this 1551-nucleotide messenger RNA. It is a transcript of the gene sema6bb, whose product is annotated as sema domain, transmembrane domain (TM), and cytoplasmic domain, (semaphorin) 6Bb. The transcript is spliced from 13 exons. Lineage: Eukaryota; Metazoa; Chordata; Actinopteri; Perciformes; Nototheniidae. Gene Ontology annotation, molecular function: chemorepellent activity; semaphorin receptor binding. Gene Ontology annotation, cellular component: plasma membrane. The record is from RefSeq and is a predicted model, not a curated record. The coding region runs from base 16 to 1551 and encodes 511 amino acids. Gene Ontology annotation, biological process: positive regulation of cell migration; axon guidance; neural crest cell migration.